CAUGCACACUGUCCCUGCGACAGCCCAGGCAGUCAGCUGCUGCAGUCAUGCAUUGAGAAAGCCUCCAGAGCAGUGCUCUCAGCAUACGCGGAAAUCAAAAUUGCUCCCAGAGAAGCAAGUGCCCUCCGCACAGGCUGGAUUUACGUUCUCUGGGCCUGGAGGCCAAGGGAGCUCCAGAGGGGAGAUUGAUCACUAUUACAUCCUGUCUGGCCUGGUCUCAGGCCACCCAAGCUUCCCUCACCCUCCACUAGAGGUCCCCCACUCCCGCCUGGAGACUCGGCUCCAUGCCCUGUCCCUGCAGAGCCUUGGCCUGCCUCCUGGGUUUGCAGUUGUGAUUUAUUUUUGGCACAUUAGCCUCCGGUCAUCAAAUAGCAAAACCCGAAACAACAGCAGACGGUAUCUUCCAAGUGUCUGCUCGGGACACGGCUUCAGCCCUCUGUGGUCCCCUCUUCCCGGGGGCUUUGGGAUUCUUGUCAAGCUCCUUCAAGAGCCUGCAAGCACUUAACCAGCCACCCAGAGUUCCCCCACUGAAGAUCUGAGCAUGACCCGGGACGAGGCACUGCUGGACUCUCAUUCUGCACAGAACUUCUAUGAGAAUUAUGAGCCCAAAGAGAUCCUGGGCAGGGGCAUUAGCAGUGUGGUCAGGCGAUGCAUCCACAAGCCCACAAGCCAGGAGUAUGCCGUGAAGGUCAUCGACGUCACCGGUGGAGGCAGCUUCAGCCCGGAGGAGGUGCGGGAGCUGCGAGAAGCCACGCUGAAGGAGGUGGACAUCCUGCGCAAGGUCUCAGGGCACCCCAACAUCAUACAGCUGAAGGACACUUAUGAGACCAACACUUUCUUCUUCUUGGUGUUUGACCUAUGGGAAGACACUGAUACAAUGGAGAUGGAACAGAAAUGGUGCUUGGGCUGGGACUCCCCCAAGUCCACCAACUUCAGGGCCCAGGGCAGGGCAAGUAUGAAGAGAGGGGAGCUCUUUGACUAUCUCACUGAGAAGGUCACCUUGAGUGAGAAGGAAACCAGAAAGAUCAUGCGAGCUCUGCUGGAGGUGAUCUGCACCUUGCACAAACUCAACAUCGUGCACCGGGACCUGAAGCCCGAGAACAUUCUCUUGGACGACAACAUGAACAUCAAACUCACAGACUUUGGCUUUUCCUGCCAGCUGGAGCCGGGAGAGAGGCUGCGAGAGGUCUGCGGGACCCCCAGUUACCUGGCCCCUGAGAUUAUCGAGUGCUCCAUGAAUGAGGACCACCCAGGCUACGGGAAAGAGGUGGACAUGUGGAGCACUGGCGUCAUCAUGUACACGCUGCUGGCCGGCUCCCCGCCCUUCUGGCACCGGAAGCAGAUGCUGAUGCUGAGGAUGAUCAUGAGCGGCAACUACCAGUUUGGCUCGCCCGAGUGGGAUGAUUACUCGGACACCGUGAAGGACCUGGUCUCCCGAUUCCUGGUGGUGCAACCCCAGAACCGCUACACAGCGGAAGAGGCCUUGGCACACCCCUUCUUCCAGCAGUACGUGGUAGAGGAAGUGCGGCACUUUAGCCCCCGGGGGAAGUUCAAGGUGAUCGCUCUCACCGUGCUGGCGUCAGUGCGGAUCUACUACCAGUACCGCCGGGUGAAGCCGGUGACCCGGGAGAUCGUCAUCCGAGACCCCUACGCCCUCCGGCCUCUGCGCCGGCUCAUCGACGCCUACGCUUUCCGAAUCUAUGGCCACUGGGUGAAGAAGGGGCAGCAGCAGAACCGGGCUGCCCUUUUCGAGAACACACCCAAGGCCGUUCUCCUCUCCCUAGCCGAGGAGGACUACUGAGGGGCUGGCCAGUCAGGGAGGGCUGGGGGGCAGGUGGGGAGGGGAAGCCACGGAAAUACAAGUCAAAGGGGUGAGAUGCGUGCAGACCUCUGCAGAAGGAGUGCUUGGCCCUGGCCAGAAACCCCUGGAGCUGAGGCCAUGAUCCCCUCUCAAAGGCUGUGCACAAGGGAAGCGGGUGUUCCCACCACACAGCAAUACCUGCAGGCUGGGGCAGGCCCUGGGUGGGCAGAGAUCACACGUGGCCUGAGAACCAGGAACCCCCUGCUCCUCCACUUCCUAGAUGAGCCAUCAUCUCCAUUUCUCUUUAGGGGAGGCCCAGAGUUACUGACACUCAGGCCUUCUUCUCUUAGGGUCACAGGGUGAGGAUCAAAGACAAAGAAAUGUCUGAGAUACACAAUCGCAGAUUUUAUUGGCCCCAUGACAUCCAGUGACAGUGUGGGAGCAGGCUACUCUCCAGGGACAUGUUUUUGGAGGCAUAUGGAGAAGUGGGCCCAGGCGAGGUGACUCACACCUGUAAUCCCAGCCCUUUGGGAGGUCGAGGUGGGAGGAUCGCUUGAGGCCAGGAGUUCGAGACCACCCUGGGCAACAGAGUGAGAGCCCAUCACUACAAAAAUUCAAAAAAUUAGCCAGGCAUGGUGGUGCACACUUGUAGUCCCAGCUACUCAGGAGGCUGAGGUGGGAGAAUUGCUUGGGCCCAGGAGUUCAAGGCUGCAGUGAGCUGUGAUCACCACUGCACUCUAGCCUGGGCAAUAGAGCAAGAUCCUGUCUCAAAAAAAAAAAAAAAAAGAAAGAA
Messenger RNA from Symphalangus syndactylus (siamang), 2594 nucleotides. It is a transcript of the gene PHKG1, whose product is annotated as phosphorylase kinase catalytic subunit gamma 1. NCBI's taxonomy places the organism in Eukaryota, Metazoa, Chordata, Mammalia, Primates, Hylobatidae. The record is from RefSeq and is a predicted model, not a curated record. Gene Ontology annotation, molecular function: calmodulin binding; phosphorylase kinase activity; ATP binding. Gene Ontology annotation, biological process: glycogen metabolic process; protein phosphorylation. Gene Ontology annotation, cellular component: phosphorylase kinase complex.